Messenger RNA from Phyllopteryx taeniolatus (common seadragon), 3726 nucleotides. RefSeq names its product adaptor related protein complex 3 subunit sigma 2 (gene ap3s2). The coding region runs from base 71 to 1009 and encodes 312 amino acids. The record is from RefSeq and is a predicted model, not a curated record. Gene Ontology annotation, cellular component: AP-3 adaptor complex; membrane coat; intracellular membrane-bounded organelle. Gene Ontology annotation, biological process: Golgi to vacuole transport; intracellular protein transport. Lineage: Eukaryota; Metazoa; Chordata; Actinopteri; Syngnathiformes; Syngnathidae. The transcript is spliced from 11 exons.
ACCGCAGUCUACCUCUCCUCCUUCCUCUUCCUCCUCCUCCUCCUCCUUCCUCCUCCUUCAGCCGCUCAUCAUGCACGGACUCACCGCGUUGUUGUUGUGGCUGCAAUUCAUCCUCCUGUACGACUACACCACCAGCCUCCAGCUUCUCUUUGCCCUCCAUUGUCGCAACAGCCACUGGCUUCUUUUCACACUUCAGCAUUGCAUCCUCCGGUUUGACUCUCGUACUCCUGGUAUACUAUCAUGGGGGUUCCAUUUGAUUUUAAAGGUGUGGUGGUGCACAAUCUUAUUGAAGAACCUGGGGAUUGAAGGUUAUGGUCGCAGAUUUGCGCAUUAUACCAACAAAGGCGCUCAGAUGGCCUGCAGAUCUCUGCGACCAGUCUUCCGCAUCUCCAGGCAGAGGAAAUAUGUGCUUGACAUGAAACCUCAGAUCUCUCUGAUCCGGGGCAGUCAAGGUACGGUCAAGUCCUCUCCCGGGGGAGAGGUCAGUCCCAUCUUUCAGGCAGAGGACAUGCAGCAGCAGAUCAUUCGGGAGACGUUUCAUUUGGUGUCAAAGCGGGAUGACAACGUGUGUAAUUUCUUGGAGGGUGGAAGUCUCAUCGGCGGCUCCGACUACAAGCUGAUCUACCGCCACUACGCCACACUCUACUUUGUCUUCUGUGUGGACUCGUCCGAGAGUGAGCUCGGCAUUCUGGACCUCAUCCAGGUGUUUGUGGAAACGCUGGAUAAAUGCUUUGAGAACGUCUGUGAACUGGACCUCAUAUUCCACAUGGACAAGGUCCACUACAUACUGCAAGAGGUGGUAAUGGGUGGCAUGGUCCUGGAGACCAACAUGAACGAGAUUGUGGCUCAGGUGGAGCUGCAGAACCGUAUGGAAAAGUCGGAGGGCGGUCUGUCUGCGGCACCCGCUCGCGCCGUCUCCGCCGUGAAGAACAUGAACCUGCCUGAGAUCCCGCGCAACAUCAACAUUGGAGACAUCAACAUCAAAGUGCCCAGCCUCUCCCCUUUCUGAGUUCAGCUCUGCAGGGGGCGGGUGGGAUCCAGUGCCCCCUCCUUGCUAGUACGCAGUGAACUUGAACUCUCCCAACCACGGCAGCAUUCACGACUUCACAUUCUGGCUGCUCUUGUGUGUGCGGGACAGAAGCUGGGAGUCGUUUCCGUGUUGUUGUUUUAUUUCCGACGUACUGUCCUUGUUCAACUUGCACAAUAUUGUCAAUGUGUGUUCCAUGAAGUGGUGGUUGGGAACCUAUGGCAAGGGGACCACAUUUGUUGCAACACACAUUAUAAAAACAGCUGAGUUAUUUGAAUUUCGUCUUUUAUGGCGAGUCACCAAAUUUUGCUGUCAUGCUAUGCCCACACACAAAGCAGAAAAUUCGAAUCCCUUGCAAUUUAGUGUCAUUUAUGUGUCUGGUAUACUGUUGUCUAGUAUAUGGCCUGUAGUAUAUGCUUCAAAUCUGCUAGCAAUCAGAAAAAUUCUGUCAGAGUUGUAUGAGUUGGUCUUUGAAGGACAUCUCAAAAUGACCAUAGUGACCUUAAGAUGGCCGCUUCAAAUCAAACAUGGCAGACUCCAUGUACAUUGCAGGGCAUUGGUUCUUGAGACUUUUUGGGGUUUAACUCAUCAUAAAGGUGUCUAUAAAAUGUCAUAGUGCUAUGUGAAACUAGCUUUGAGGUAUGAAAUUUCAAAAGUGUCCCGGUAUGUAAUAACAAAAACUCAAACUCUUUACCCUUCUUUCUAAUGUAUGUGAUUCAGAUUUGGUAGAAAUCGGUCAAAAUCUUUUGGACAAAUUAGCUUUGAAAAAUGGCAGGAAAUUGACAAAAUAUCCCUCAAAUGGCUGCUCCAGCCCAAAAUGGAAGACCUGUGUCCUUCAGGUUUGACUUUUUGAGUUUUGACUGACUUUUGAAUGACUUUUUUAUGAUAUAAAUGUCCACCCAAUUCCAUGUCAGUGGGUAAAACUGGUUGUUGGGGGCUCAAUUUAUUUCUGAUUUUCCAGGGGGUGCUACUGAGUAAGUUUACAAGGCCGUGCUGUUCUUUUCCAUAAAUUUCAUAUGGCCCCUGAGAGGAAAAUGGUUACCAUAAAACAUCCGAUGGAUGCGUAUAUUUCUGCGUGUUUAAUAUUUUAUGACUUGGAUGAAAAGCAUAUUUUCCUUCCUCAACUUGAUGCUCAUCACUUGUCUCGAUUGCGAGAUUUUCCAAACUCCAAAUCCCCCCACCCCAACCGUAACUCGAUCCCUUUGGCUCCCGUACAGCCUGGAAUGAUUCUUCUUCCAAAUGCAUGCCCAAACGGCUGCCUCUCCUCGGCGGACUGUCGUCACGAUCCAUUACUCCCGCUGUUUUGGGUGAAUAUUAAUCUCGCUGACAUAUGCGUGGGUUCAGGAGUCACAUGUUUCAGGAGUCACAUGAUCCCCCCUAUGCACGGAUGUUUUUAGUAACAAAUAUCUUCCUACCUCCAACUUCCCGAAAGUACAUUCCCCUUACACCAUUUCCGCUCAAUAGUGCACCACAGAUUUUUGGGAGAAUGCACGCCGCCGAAGUCUGUUCCAGUUUCAACGUGACAUUAAGGAGGCAUGUUUAUCACAAGUAUAGACCCACAAAAAAGACUCAAGUCAUGCCUGAAAUGACAGGAAGUUUGCCAUUUUGUUUUGAAGCCCCCACAAAAUUGACUUGGUAGGUCCCACCGUUAUUCCCCCCACCCCCCCAACUCCCAAAGCCAAUUUCAUUGAUGACCAUGAAAUUUGGUAGGUUUGUCUAUUGUGAACAAACCAACAAAAACGUCUCAAGAAUCCAUUCCUGAAAAGACACAGUAAGUCUGCCAUUUUGGUUUCAAGCCAGCCCAAAAUUUAUUGUAGCACCUACCACGCAGUAUUUAUAAAAAAACCAAAAAAACAAAUGUCACCUCACGAAGCCAAUUUCACUUGGAGCCUAUUUCACUGGGCUGGAGACUAGUUGGUGACCUGAUGGCUACUCGAGUCUCCGCUGGCUGGAAAGGCAGAUAUGGAGUCUGCUAUUUUGUUUAGAAGUGGCCAUUUUAGGUCCGUUGCCAAAUGGACGCAUUUCCUGAUGAACCAAUAAAUUUAGAUUUUGUCCGAUUCCUACCACAAAUACGAAAGUGGUGGUCGAUGGUACGUUGCGCAACAUUUUGACAAGUUGACCAAAUUGACCCCACAUUGCCUGCGUCUAACCAAAAUGGUGGACCUUCUGUGUCUUUUUGGGCUUGGGUUGCUAAGGCUGCAUUUCAGGUUGGUAAGAUCAACUGGUUUCAGGGGUUGUUGGUAUUUUUUUGUGAUCUCUACUCAUGACAGACAAGCCUACCAAAUUUCACGUUACUAAGGUCAAUUGGCUUCAGGGUCUGAUUUUAGAAAUAUUUUGGUUCAUGUUCAAUGCCAUUUUUUUGUGGGGCUUCAAACCAAAAUGGUGGAGUUCCUGUGUCUUUUCAGGCAUUCUUGAGACUUUUCUGUGGGUCUACUCAGGACAAAUCAUGGCUACCAAAUUACAUAUUGCUCAUUUGAACAAGCUUUCAAAUGGAUGAACAGGGGAAUGGAUUUUCUGAAUUGCAUCAAAUACCAGUACUGCCACAGGCUCUAAAUGGCCCACUGGUCCUAGGUUGCCCACCCCAAAUUUUUGUAUGUCUUGUAUAAAGUGUGUGUGUCUUAUUUACUGUAUUUAGUGCUUGAAAUGUUGACCCAAGGAAGCAUUACUGUCUAUGAAUAAAAGCUGCUGUCAGCCACAAA